CGGGGAGGAUAAUGGCGAACAAAUGGACGUGACCGAUGAUGGUCAAGCGAAUGAGGACGAUGACGACGAUGAUGAUGAUGACGACGACAGCGACGACAGCGACGAUGGAUUUCAAAUAACACUUGAAAAACCCGAAGGCGCAAAGCCCAACCCACCAGCCGGCGCAAAACAUCUGCUUCGCCCAACUGGUGUUCGCACAGCCUCUGGCACCCCAGAUGUCCCGCAACCGACAGGGACGCCCACAAAUGCCUCUGAACGCAGCCAAGGCAAUAGCGCGCAACCACUCAAAGUUGAAUCACAGCGAUCAGCAGCGCCAUCAGCGACCAAAGGCGUCUUAACUCACGGAGGAAAAGAAGGCAAAGACUUUCCCGAAGUACGGACGAGCAGCAUCGAUGUCGAAGCGAACCCGAUCUGGGGCGGCGAUAACGGCAAGCCAUUGAUGGAGGUCGACAUAGACGCCGAUCUCGCCGAGCACAGCAAACCGUGGCGGCUGCCCGGCACAGAUCAGACAGAUUUCUUCAACUACGGCUUCGACGAAUACACGUGGACGCAGUACUGCGUACGACAACAGGCGAUGGCCGGCACAAUCG
Molecule: messenger RNA, 590 nt
Organism: Dissoconium aciculare CBS 342.82
Lineage: Eukaryota; Fungi; Ascomycota; Dothideomycetes; Mycosphaerellales; Dissoconiaceae
Exons: 2
Cellular component (GO): mRNA cleavage and polyadenylation specificity factor complex
Molecular function (GO): RNA binding
Source: RefSeq, a predicted model, not a curated record